This is a messenger RNA of Mastomys coucha (southern multimammate mouse), 3888 nucleotides long. It is a transcript of the gene Prelp, whose product is annotated as proline and arginine rich end leucine rich repeat protein. Gene Ontology annotation, molecular function: protein binding; heparin binding. NCBI's taxonomy places the organism in Eukaryota, Metazoa, Chordata, Mammalia, Rodentia, Muridae. The record is from RefSeq and is a predicted model, not a curated record. The transcript has 5 exons. Bases 379 to 1509 code for a protein of 376 amino acids. Gene Ontology annotation, cellular component: extracellular exosome.
CACCCCGAAAAGAGGCUGUGGCCAUGAGAGGAAGGGGUGGGCAAGGGUUGAUGAUUCCUGCUGAAGAGCUGAUAGAUCUUCUGAUUCAGAAGAACCACAGAGCAGGCGACAUGAGAGAACUCCCUGAGACACAGACAAGGAAACAGAGGCAUCUGAGAACCAAGGGACUUGCCUGAGAUCACACUCCAUUUCCUGAUCUGGUGGAGGAAAGUCAGGCAGACACACGCAGACAGGCACCAACUGGGAGACCAGAACUUCUAGCUGGCUCUCUGCUGCCACAGCUCCAGCAGAGGGUGGGGAGGAACAGAGAAGUGCCCCAGAGUCCAGAGGAGAGGCAGGUGUGUGCAGUUCCCUUCCUGCAGGUACAUCACCUGGAUCAUGAGGGUAUCCUUCUUCUGGCUCCUCCCACUUCUCCUCAUCUUGGCCUCGGUGGCCCAAGGCCAGCGGACAAGACCUGGGACUAGGCGUAAACCCAAGCCAAGGCCCACACCCAGCUUUCCUCAGGCCCCCGAGCCAGCAGAGCCUACAGACCUGCCUCCACCUCUUCCUCCCGGCCCUCCAUCUGUCUUCCCUGACUGUCCACGGGAAUGCUACUGUCCCCCUGACUUCCCAUCAGCCCUCUACUGUGACAGCCGAAACCUUCGCAAGGUCCCCGUCAUCCCACCCCGAAUCCAUUACCUUUACCUGCAGAACAACUUCAUCACUGAGCUCCCUCUGGAAUCUUUCAAGAAUGCCACAGGCCUGAGGUGGAUCAACCUGGACAACAACCGAAUUCGCAAGGUGGACCAGAGAGUGCUGGAGAAGCUCCCCAGCCUAGUAUUCCUCUACAUGGAGAAAAACCAGCUGGAAGAGGUGCCAUCGGCUCUGCCCCGGAACCUGGAGCAGCUGAGGCUCAGCCAGAACCUCAUUUCCAGGAUCCCGCCUGGAGUGUUCAGCAAACUCGAGAACCUGCUGCUCUUGGAUCUGCAGCACAAUCGGCUGAGCGACGGCGUCUUCAAGGCCGACACCUUCCAGGGCCUCAAGAACCUCAUGCAGCUCAAUCUGGCCCACAACAUCCUGAGAAAGAUGCCCCCUAAGGUCCCCCCGGCCAUUCACCAGCUCUACCUGGACAGUAACAAGAUCGAGACCAUCCCCAACGGAUACUUCAAGGACUUCCCCAACCUGGCCUUCAUCCGCAUGAACUACAACAAGCUGUCAGAUCGAGGGCUCCCCAAGAACUCCUUCAACAUCUCCAACUUGCUGGUGCUCCACCUGUCUCACAACAAGAUCAGCAACGUGCCGGCCAUCAGCAACAAGCUGGAACACCUGUACCUCAACAACAAUAGCAUAGAGAAAAUCAACGGGACCCAGAUUUGCCCCAACAACCUAGUGGCCUUCCAUGACUUCUCCUCGGAUCUGGAAAACGUGCCACACCUGCGCUACCUGCGGCUGGACGGGAAUUUCCUGAAGCCACCCAUCCCGCUGGACCUCAUGAUGUGCUUCCGUCUCCUGCAGUCCGUGGUCAUCUAGGCUGUGCCCAGAGCUGGACCUCCUCUGACAGCACUUGAAGGCUGGUGGCCCAAGCUCUGGGGUCCACUGUGUUGAUCUGUCUCCCUCUCCUGCUCCCGAGCCCUGCCUUUCCUGUCUUCCCUUCAUGAGGAUGAUAAAUACCAUAUAACCUGCUCCGGUUCUAAAGCAAGACUCCCCACCCAGCGCAAAGACACCCUGCCAGCCCAAACCUCUGGUCUUCUUUGGUCUCCCUUUGCUUCAGAAAAACAUAGGUGUAUGCCAACAGACACAUCCCCUCCCCUCCCCCACUCCACGAGUCUCUCCUGGGUAAGGCUGGGCCAUGGACUGACAGACACCUUCUUUUAGUCUUAGCCGAGUAAGAAGCAGAAGCCAUUCCAGAGGUGAACCCUGGAAAGUUCCACUGAGAACUCCAUUUGGGCAACUCUGUCUCAAGAAGGCCGACCAAUCCAGGCCUCCUAGGCCCGCCAUCCCUUCCAAAGCUGUUGCUCUGCCACUGUGUCCUGACACCAGACAGAUGGCACCCUGCUCUCUGCUGUCUUCAGAAAGGAAGUGUGGGGGAAUGACUAAGGUUGGGUGGAAGGUCAAUGUUCCCUACAAGUUCCAGCCCCUCCUCCUCCUCCAUUCUCCCUCCUUUGGGGCACACACAGUACAUGCCCUCUUGGCUGGGCCUCAGAGAGGAAUAGCCAGGGGCAAAGUGGUUCAAGGAACUAGACUUUAGCUAAUAGGUGGGUAGCUGCGGGGUCAGAGCCCAAAACUGGGCCUGUGCGGAUGUAGUAGACAAGCCCUGUAAUCUCCCUUAUCCAAACUUGACAAGAGGCUCUAAGCUCUGGAGGACAGUGUUCACAGUGGAGGGCCAAGAGGCAUCGUCCCGGAUUCGUCUGCUCUCUAUUACGUGCAGGACUCAGUUAGUCAUCCCACCCCAAAGGCAGCAUUCUUGAGAAACCGAGGAAGAGGUGGAGCACCUGGAAAUCUCCCAGAAGCAUCUUCCAUACUGGGGAUUAGCCUCUACCACGAAGGCUGACUCAUCAGCGACAUCUGGUGGCUGGUGGGGUGAUAUUACAAUUCCCUGAUUCUCUAGGGGGAAGAGAGGGCCAUGGGGUCACUGGCUUUCUCCUACUGGGUCUCCUAGAGGCUGGGGGUUCAUUCCCAUCAGGAGGGAUUGCGAAUGGGAAGUCUUUGAGAGUCUAAGGGAAGCUAGUUUGACAGAGGCCUUGUCAGCUCUCUUUUGCUCUCAACUUCCACAUCUGUAAACUGAGGCAGUAGGUCAGAUGCUCCUCCAAGGUCCUCUCAGAGCUCCUGUUUCACGUCCACGCACCCUCUUCUAGAGCACACCUAAUGCAGGACAAGUGGUAUCGCCCACCCACCUUCCCUUUGCAGUAAUUUAUUCCCUGCAGAGUGUCCCUCCCCCACCCACCCUCCUUUCCCAGCCCAGGUGAGCAGCUUGGCAGGUUUCCAAGAACCUGGGUUUCCUGCUUUUCCCUUCCCUUCUCCUCCCCCUAGGGAAGGCUGCCUUUGCCAUGCCACAGUUCCCUGGGUGGAGGAGGAGGAGGAGAUGGAGGAGGAGGAGAUGGAAAUGAGUGUUCUAGAAGGGAGUGAAGCACAGGACCCAUCCUCCUUAGGCUGCGGAAGGCUCUGGAGGCUUUUCAUCUCCCCAAGGAUAGUGUCACACAACUGUUUUAAGACAUUGGAUUAGGCUGGGUCUUCUAGUCCAGAAACCCCAUUUAUAUUCUCAGUCACCUUUCUCGUCAUUGAAAAUAGCGCUCACUUCACACAGCCUCUUCUCCCUGCUGUCCAGCUUCCUCAUCCGUCCUAGUUGCAGCUGGUUUCUCCAAGGCUCCUGCUUAAAGUCAAUGUAUUACUAUGGCUGAAAGCAACCCGGUGCUACGGCCUGGACAAGCCCCUUCUGCACCUCUGACAACCUCCACCCCUUUCAGGAGGCCCACGGGGAUCAUAGCUCCUGUGGCUGCUAGGGAUAGAGGUGGGCACUGAUCCUGCAAACCGGAACUGGCAUCCCUCCAUCAGCAUCCCAUUAUCCAACCUGGACCACGCCAGCUUCCUCCACUGCUCUCUGCAGCCAUCAGCUAGAGGGACAAGAGUUUAACUGACUUUACAGGAAACACACAUGCACAGUGCCGGUCACCUUGGGGUUUAGAAAUCCCCUCCUCACACAAGUUUAUUCAAUCAGUGGCAUUAGCAUUUAUACAUGCAGGUGUGUGUGUGUGUGUGUGUGUGUGUGUGUGCGCGCGCGCUCGAGCUCUCACCCUGUACAUCUUAUCUAUUCUCCAAAAGGCCAUAUAAACUCUGAUACAGCUCCACAUUUCAACAAGCUUCACUGCAGAGGAAAUAAAGUCAUAUGGAAAACACCCAGCAUGAACCUGA